This is a messenger RNA of Anneissia japonica, 9052 nucleotides long. RefSeq lists its product as uncharacterized. Gene Ontology annotation, molecular function: protein binding; calcium ion binding. Gene Ontology annotation, biological process: cell-matrix adhesion. Gene Ontology annotation, cellular component: membrane. The transcript is spliced from 53 exons. Lineage: Eukaryota; Metazoa; Echinodermata; Crinoidea; Comatulida; Comatulidae. The record is from RefSeq and is a predicted model, not a curated record. The coding region runs from base 220 to 8895 and encodes 2891 amino acids.
CAACUCACUUAAUAAGGAAACGCCGUGUACGAAGACUUAUCAUUUAGUUGUCGUUACCUUCUCAACACAAAUUAUUUUUUUCUGUCCUAAUGUCAACGUCAUAUGGAUUCAUAAUAUGACAAAUAAUUUUGGGAAAUUAGUAGUGGUGCUGUUGGAUGUGUAUAUCUGCAAUUUUAUAAAUUAAGUGGUAUCUAGGGAUUAUGCUUAGCGGAUUUACAGAUGCUUGGUUUACUAUUAAGGUUAUCUUGUCAUCGUAAAAUAAACUGUCCCAAGAGGUUGAACAUGGAGCACAUAUGGAGGACACAAACUUUAAACAAAUUUACAAUGUUAUUGAUUUUAAUUUUACUACAAUGUCACCAGUUAUAUGCACAAGAUGUAAUUGUAGAAUCAACGACGAUGGAAUUAUAUACGGAUUCAACUACAGUUGAGGAAACAGUUACUCAAGACUCCACAACUCAACAGUCAUCUACCGAAGAUCCGGAUCAAUGCUCGAUGGAUGUAUUAAAUAAUUGUGAUUUAGUUAACGGGUAUUGUAUUGAUACAAGAAGCGGAUACACAUGUGGGUGCAACGCUGGAUUUCAAUUGGCCGCUAACAAAUUCGACUGUGAAGAUAUCAGUGCACAGUUACAAGCUCUGGAAUUUACGUACUGUUUCAACGGAACGCUGUUAUUUGGCACGGAUGAAGGAUCUGAAAACGGCACUGCUAUGUGGAUGGACCCGACGAUAGUGAAUAACACAGGAAUACAAGUAACACAGAAUUACCAAUCUGGUACAACUUUUUCUAUUGGAACGUAUGAAGUGGUUUACUCAUUUUCGGAUGCGCAGGGGAAUUUAAAUAAUUGCUCUUUUAACAUUCAAAUUUCCGACGACGAGCUACCAAACGUUAUCUGCCCAGCCAGUCAAUUAUAUAGAUUAUCAGUGGGCGAAACUACAGCAGCGGUAAACUGGACGAGUGCUACUGCAACCGAUAACGUUCAGAUUGAGGACAUAUAUAAAAUUUCAAACGAUGUUCCUGGAAAUUAUGAGGUCGGUACCUACAUGAUUACGUUUGGCGCCACAGAUAUUUACGGACUAGAAGGGAUUUGUACUUUUUCAUUUGAAGUUGCAGAUGUAGUCUGCCCUAACUCAUUCAGUCGAUGUCCAGUUGUUGAUGGUGAAUGUAUUUCAGACGAGUUUUUUUGCGAUUUAAAAAUGGAUUGCCCUGAUUGGGCGGAUGAAAACGAACUCUCAUGCGAUGACUGUUUGGCAACGCAAACUCGAUGUGGCAACGCAUACUGUAUUGACACCAAUCUAUUCUGCGAUGAAUUUCACAACGAUUGCCCAUACGAUGAUUUUGACGAAACAUCUGCAUUAUGUAAUGGGAGUUGCCUGUCACCCGAGCCAUUGAGGAAUGGUGAGCAAACAUUCCCAGAAACUCAUCGCAGACGAUACUUAAACAACCACACUAUUGUGUAUGUCUGCAACGAAGGCUUCACAAUGACUGGUGAUUCCACACUCACGUGUACUGACGGUAGUUUUGGAGAUAAUUUACCUCAAUGUUUUGCAAUGUGUUCUCGUCCUGAUGCACCAAGUAACGGAGCUUUUACUGGCAAUGCUGUGGUCGAUCAUGGUGAUAUUAUAACAUUUAGCUGUGAUAUCGGAUUUGAAGUGCAGCCCGCCAGUCCUACAACGUUCACUUGUGACGAUGGCUCAUUUGGCGACGGCGUGUUUAAACGUUGUAUAGACAUUAAUGAGUGCGAAGAUAGUAAUGUAUGUGACAGCAAUGCAGAUUGUACAAACACAAUUGGGUCGUACACUUGUGAUUGUGUGGACGGAUAUGAAAGCGAUGGAUCAAAUACGUCACCAUGCACAAACAUAGACGAGUGCGCACUUGGUGUAAGUGAUUGUUCUGUAAAUGCGAAUUGCACAGACAACGAUGGAAGCUACACUUGUGAAUGCGGCGAGGGGUUCGCUGGUGAUGGUUUCUCCUGUAUCGAGAUAAUCUACUUUGACUAUGGAGCUGAGUAUGGCGACAGUAGGCUUCGUGAAACUUUCGCUAUAAAUGGCGCAACAACCAAAACUAUCGGAGAAUAUUUGUCACCGACAUUUAGGCCAGCUGCUGGUUUUCCAUACGGAUCUUCGUUUAUGACUAAUGUUUAUAUAACGGAAAACGGCAUCCUUAUAUUGGUUGAUGACGACGAGGAAAUUUUAUCCUACCCAAAUCCCCCUACGUCUGGUUUUCAAAGCGGUGACACAAGGAACAUAAUCGCUCCAUUCUGGGCUGAUGGUGACUUGUCCACUAAUGUCGGGGACGUCCUGUACCAGGAGUACACAUCUGAUGACCCCGAUGACGAGUCAUUUCUCUCAGAAAUUUUGACCAAGUUAACUUCUUUGUACCAGGAUACUCUGCCAACAAACUUUUCACCGACAUGGGCUUUGAAAGUCACGUGGUCUGACAUUGCACAGCGUCCAGCUAAUUCUGCCAAAAAUACGCGCAACACAUUUCAGUCAACGAUAAUGACUGACGGGUUGUACAGCUUCGGGAUAUUCUUAUACCAGAAGCGUGAUAUGUUGUGGAAUCCUGAUCUUGAAAGUCCUCAAGAUGCCACCAUCGGAUACAACAUCAGAAGUGAUGGACCAGUAAAUGUUGUAAUCGGUAAUUACAGACCAGACGAGCUCACCGGCAACACGGGUAAUCUUGGCGAAUGGGUGUUUCGAUUUGAGAACAAUAAUGAAGACACCAUUAACCCGAAAAAGCGCUGUCUUGAAUGGUACUCUCAGGAUGUCACUGAAUUUUUUUCAACAAGUGGUUUAGGCAGUUGUCCCUGCAGCUUGCGACAAGCCGUCAGAGACGGACGAUACUCAUUGAGUCCUCUGGUAUCUAUUUCUUCUACGGGGAUAGGAAGAGGUGAUAAUGUGAACACCGCCCUUGAGGCGUUUAAAAUAUCGGCAUCUCUUUUUGAAAACAUUGUAACGCUUCUAAAUGAUGCAACAUCGUAUGCAUUAUGCCUACAAUCGUCAACUUUUAAUCAGUACCUCUCAGGAACACAGUGCUGCUACCGGCUUAAUGGGUUCUCUCUUAUCAAUGGCUAUCUUGGAAUAGGUUGCAGUAGCUAUGUCUUUAAAUACGGCUACACUUUUGGAAAUUGGCUGAUAUUCAAUAAUUAUAUCAACCACAUAGCGUAUGAUAUUAUGCCACAGUACUACUGUUGCAAAGAAUCACACGACCUGUCUCUCUGUGACCUAUUUUAUGAAAGGCGACCUGCGGCAGAUUGCAGCCAAUAUAGACCUCCAGAUAUAUCCUGGAUGUUCGGUGAUCCUCAUAUUGUAACAAGUGAUGGGUAUCAAUACACGUUCAAUGGUAAAGGGGAAUACAUCUGUUCAGAUGUGAAUGACGGUCUAUUCCAGCUUCAGUGUCGAAUGUCCUCGCCAGUGUCAGAAGAACAGGUCGAUGCGACAAUUUUCUCAGCCUUUACAGGUGUACAUACUAUGGGGAGCAGUACUCACGUUCAAUUCACAAUGAAUGAGGAUGGGACAGAUUUUGAUAUUCUCGUAAACGGCACAAUAUCUGUUGCAGUUGCUGAUUUAUUGCUAGGCAGUUACUUUUCAUCGGAUGAUCCGGAGUUCACAUUAAACAUUCGAAAUAGUAGUGAGCUAAACCCUGGUGUUACAAGAGUGUAUGCCUCUUGGGGUUCUGGAAUUGCCUUUGGAAUUGCAUUGCAGGAAAAGAUGCUGGAUGUUCUGUUGGAGUUUCCAGAAGAAUUCAAAGGGCAGACUACAGGACUAUUUGGAAUAUGGAACGAUGACACUUCUGAUGAUUUAUGUUCGCCAACCAUGGUUUGUUUGAAUACUUCAAAUACUUUAGAGGAAUCUGAUAUAUUUGAUAUCGGCAAUUCAUGGAGGCUAACAGAAAAUGAGUCAGAAUUUGUCUAUCCACCUGGUAUGAAUUACGAUGAUUUUAAUGACAAGAGCUUUCGACCAACUUUCCUGGAUGAUCUCAAGGCGAAUGCUGACGCGGACCUACUACAACAAGCUACCGAUGUGUGUGGAUCCAACACAGAAUGCUUGUUCGAUGCUUUAGCCACAAAGAAUAUUGAAGUGGGAAUGAACACGAAAACGACAGAUGAGGACAACAUUAAUGACGUAGAGAUUUUAGAAAAUAUACCACCCGUUAUUGAUCAGAUUGUGGGUGCCGGCCAAGAAAAUAAAGUUGGCCAAUACCAGUUAAAUGUACGUGUUAACGAUACAAUUACAUUGACAAUAGAAGGAAGUGACGAAAAUAAUGAUACAAUAACAUAUCAAUUGGAGUCCGCAGUGCCAGGUGCCGCGAUUGAUUCUCAGUCCGGUGUAUUUACGUGGACUCCAGAGAACACAGACAUGGUUUCUAUCACCUUUUUGGUCAGUGAUGGUUCACAAACAACCAGCGCUGUCAUUGAUAUACGUGUCUGUGGAUGUUUAAAUGGUGGCACCUGUAAAUUUGACGAUAUAUUAGAAGGAUCUGAUAUUAUUAACAAUAGAUUUGCAAUUGUGCAAUGUAGCUGUAGUCUGGCGUGGACAGGAUACGACUGUUCUGAAGAUUAUAAUGCCUGCAUAGAGGAACCCUGUUACCCUGGUGUUAUAUGCAUAGACAACAUUGCACCUGCUGAGAAUGCAACGUGUGGAGGCUGUCCGACAGGCUUGAUUGGUGACGGAUUCAAAUGCUACGAUUAUGACGAGUGUGCUGCCGGUAUGGACCAAGAUGAUCAGGUGCCAUUCUGUGAACACACUGAGCUGUGUACUAACACACUUGGUAGCUAUACAUGUAGCUGCCGAUCAGGCUACGAGCUACAUCCAAACCAAAAGGACUGUCCAGAUAUCGAUGAAUGCGAUCGUGGAACUGACUCAUGUAGUGAUCAAGCUGUUUGUCAGAACACUAUUGGUAGUCAUAACUGUACGUGUAUUGUAGGUUACGAAGGCAAUGGAGAAACUUGUGAAGAUAUCGAUGAAUGCCAGACAGGUGUGUACCCAUGUGACUUCAUGGCAGAAUGUGGAAACAUUGAUGGUUCGUUCACAUGUACGUGUUCUGAUGGGUAUUCUGGCAAUGGUGUAACUUGUGAAGAUGUCGAUGAGUGCCGACAAGAAAUGCACGUCUGUGAUCCGAAUGCAGACUGCGUCAACACUGACGGCAGCUAUCGAUGUACUUGUCGGGACGGUUUCCAGGGUAACAACACAUAUUGCGCAGAUGUUGAUGAAUGCGUUGAGAGGGCACUCGAUUGUCAUCCGAAUUCAAAUUGUACAAAUUCCAUUGGUAGUUACUUGUGCAUAUGCCCUGCCGGUUACCGGGGAGAUGGUUACACGUGUGUUGACAUUAAUGAAUGUGCAGAAUCAGAUGACCUCUGUCGUGAAAUUGAAGAGUGUGUGAACACAGACGCAAGCUACUUUUGUCGAUGCGUUACUGGAUAUGCUAGAGACACAGAGGGUGCUGAGUGUACCGAUGUGGACGAAUGUACCCCGGUCAAUGGAACGGGACCGUGUUCCAUUAACGCUCAAUGCGUCAACAACAACGGCUCGUUUGCAUGUGGUUGUAGUGAUGGUUAUUCCGGUGAUGGCUUUGCUUGUUUAGAUAUUGAUGAAUGUAAUGUCCGAACCGAUAAAUGUGGCCAAACUUGUACAAAUACUGCAGGCAGCUACACCUGCGGUUGUAUGGACGGAUUUGAACUUGGAUCAGAUAUGCUUAAUUGUGACCCUCUUGAAAACAAAGUCUGUUCAGAUAUGGCGGAUCAGUGUGGUGCGUCUGCUACGUGUGUCAUUGAUGACAAUAACAACCCACAAUGUGUCUGUGACAGAGGUUAUAUGUUGGUGAACAUGGGAUGUGAAAAUAUAGACGAAUGCUCCACGAAUCAGGAUGGUUGCGAAGCGACAAAUGGAAACUGUACCGAUACGGAGGGCAGUUAUAAUUGUUCAUGUAAAACAGGUUACGAGCUCCUUCAGGAUCUCAGAACGUGCAGUGAUAUCAACGAAUGUAAAGAUCCAGAUACAUGCGUUGCAAACGCUGAAUGCACCAAUACUGAUGGUUCGUUUACAUGUCAAUGCCUAUCCGGCUACACCGGUCCUUUAUGUAUGAAUAUCAACGAGUGUGACAGUAACUCCCUGAACGACUGCGAUGACAAUGCUGAGUGUGAAGACACCGACGGGGGUUACAGAUGCACUUGUUUGGCAGGCUAUACAGGAAAUGGGUUGACAUGUAUAGAUGUUAAUGAAUGCUUUUUGUUGGAUACUUGUCACGAAUUGGCAACAUGUAGCAACGGACCCGGUACAUUCAAUUGUACAUGCCUUGACGGCUACAGUGGUGACGGCAUCAACUCUUGCUCGGAUAUCAACGAAUGCAAUAACAACCCUUGCAAUGUCAUCGCCAACUGCACCAAUCUUCCAGGGACUUACACAUGUGCGUGUCGCACUGGUUACCGGGGAGACGGUUUUACUACGUGUGACAACAUCGACGAAUGUACCGAGCAGACAGACACUUGCUCCAGUCUGGCUACAUGCCAUGAUACGAAUGGUUCGUAUGAAUGCUCGUGCAUUGUUGGCUACGAAGGAAAUGGUGUUUUUUGCACAGACGUGGAUGAAUGUCAUCUCGCUACGGACGCCUGUGACAUCAACGCUUCGUGUAACAAUACCAUUGGAUCGUUCACGUGCUUCUGCAACCUGGGUUAUAUGACUCAAGAAGGACAAAACGCACGCAGCGGCAUGUGCGAAGAUUACGAUGAAUGCGCUUUUAAAAUAGAUGAUUGUUCGGAUUUUGCAAGCUGCACUAAUUCCAUUGGCUCCUAUCAUUGUGAAUGUAAAACUGGGUUUUAUGGAGACGGCGUCACGUGUUCAGAUACAAACGAGUGUGAACAACCCAUCAAUCCAUGUGAUUUGAGCAACAAUGAAAAAUGUGUGAACACAGAUGGACAUUACCUUUGUAUUUGUCAGACUUCAUAUUUCAACAGAAGUGGGGAAUGCAGGCGAGUCAUUACGAAGUCGCUUACCCUCGAAUUUUUGUACAUCAAAGGUUGGAGUGUAGAAUUAUUGGGUCAUGACUUUCAAUUUGAUGAUGUCAAAGGACAACUGGCGGCAGAUAUGGAUACCCUCUUUACGAUGAGUACUAUUGCAGAAUAUUACUACGGUACUGUAACCGAUGUGAUCGGUAGUUUCGAAGAUGGCAGUGGCUUGAAUAUUACAUUUAGCGUCAGCUUCAAUGAUCAGUUUAACAUAACAGAUGAGCAACUUCUUGAAGUUUUCUUAAACGGCUUAACUGGUACAAAUAUGGAUAUCCUUAAGCCUGACAGUCAAAUUGUACGGGACACGAUUGAAAUUCAAGAACUAGAAAGCAAUCCCUGCGCAGAAAAUACCGACAACUGUACAGCAAGACUGUUCCUUGAGUGCGUUUACCUAGGCAACGAGCAGUACACGUGCCAGACGUGUUUCCAUGGAUAUGUGUUAUCAAAUGACAUAUGUGUUGAUUAUAAUGAAUGUAAUGACAACCCAUGUGGAAAUAAUGAAAUGUGCAUCAACUCGGUUGGAGAUUAUACGUGCGUGUGUAAUGAUGGUUAUGUGGCAGUUUCCUCCAGUUGCCUGGCUGUUACGUCUUUCCGUGGUGAAAUACGCGUUGUGGCAAUAAACACAUCAGAGGAAAUGGCAGCCUGGGAUCCACAGUUAGAAGACCCGACGUCAGAACUUUAUCAAUCAUACGCGGAACACAUGUGCAUAAUUGUGACUCAUACCUACAGUGCGAUUCUGAGUACAUCGACGGAAUUUUACAAUUGUUCAAUCAUUGGAUUUAAAGAAGGAAGUAUAAUAGUUGUCUACCAAGUCAAUUUCUUUUCUAAUACAACGAUGCAGGGAGACGAAUUACUGCAAUUAAUUCACAACGAAACAGAUAUACAUGACCGCUUAUACUCGGACAAUGACAUGCGCAGUAUUACCAUAGAUUUGUCAUAUGAGGCAGUUGGAGAAAAUCUACCUAUCGUUUGUGACGAUUAUUGCUAUAACGGUGGCAAUUGCUCUAUAAAUUCUCUUUUGGAAAGAACGUGCAGUUGUCUGGGGUAUUUUACUGGAGAGAGAUGCGAUUCAGUCGCCUGCCCAACAAACUAUUGUCAAAAUAGAGGCAAUUGUUCCAUCACACUAGAAAAUCCGGUUCCAGUUUGUAGAUGUCCGGAGUAUUUUAAUGGAGAGAGAUGCGAUUCAGUUUUCUGCCCAGCAAACUAUUGCCAAAAUGGAGGCACUUGUUUCAUCACACUAGAGAAUACGGUUCCAAUUUGCAGUUGUCGUGUCGACUACACAGGGAAUCAAUGCGAAACAAAUGAUGGUGGUACCGACUCACUGCUGGUGGCUGCCAUCAUCAUUGGUACAGUUGUUGGUUUCAUGCUCAUCAUAAUCCUUAUGGUGUGCUGCUUCCUUGUCGUCAUUGGCAGACGUCGCGACAGACAAAGGCAACAGAUCAAACAAUAUACUGCUCAACCAAGAGGUUUUGUUGUUCGUAACCCCAAUUCAGGCAGUUUGUUUGGAGCCACAAACUAUCCAUUUGUCCAGGAAGCUGAAUCAAUUUCUGGGAGCUCUUCAAUCAAUGGCGAAGAAUCUAGACUACUACAUCUUGCUCAAGUACUCACAAAUGCACCAUAUCUCAAUAAUCAUAUGAGGUCGAGAAUGUCAGAGACAUAUUCGGAGGCGGACACCAACGAUUCAGAAUUUAUUAGACCAUAUAUAGCUACAGGAAUGGAGGCAAGCAGCAUAGAGCAAGACGAAUAUGAAGAUAGGCCCUCAGCACACAAACGAACCAGAAGAAAUAAAAAAUUUCCUCACGCUUUCAAAAAUAGGUCUAUACAUCUCUUCGAUGACCAAAACAGACCAUCUACUUCUCACAAUAUGAACGAGCGCCACCAAUACUAUUUCUAAAUAUUUAGUUAAGCCUGCAUUGCAUUUGCAGAGGUUUCUCCAUGCUUCUUUUUUUAUUUUUUAUACCUGUGUAGAAAUCUUCAUUCUCACGUCUAUGCAUAUUUAAUUAAACUACGCGGGUCGUUGUACUGUUCAAUAAAUAUUGUGCUACUAAGUA